AUGGAAGCUCUCCGCGUCUCCCCGCUCCUCCCCAGAGUUCCCACCUUCACCAGGUCUUCGCGCCUAUUCCUGCUGCACCAGUCCAGGCCCCCUCUCCUCUCCCAUCACGGGAGAACCAGCGGCAAAUCCAAGCUCAAUUGCACUGUCCCCACCGUCUCCCCCAGGCCCCCCGAUCAAUCCUCAUUCCUCGAUGUUGAAACCCGGUCUGUGGCCCUGGAGGAGGACGAAGGCUUAGGGGAGGAAUUCGACUGGUACGCCCAGUGGUACCCCCUGGCGCCGGUCUGCGACCUCGACAAGCGGGUGCCGCACGCGAAGACCGUGCUAGGGCUGGACGUGGUUGUGUGGUGGGACCGAUUGGAGGAGAAAUGGCAGGUGUUCAGGGACCUCUGCCCCCACCGCCUGGCGCCGCUCUCCGAGGGGCGAAUCGACCAGUGGGGCCGGCUGCAGUGCGUUUACCAUGGAUGGUGCUUCGACGGCAAUGGGAGCUGCAAGUACAUCCCUCAGGCACCAGCCGACGGCCCUCCGGUAUUCUCUCGAGUACUUUUACUUGGAUACCUCCUACCGUAGUAUCUCUCCUUUAUUUGUUCGUCCCAUGUCCCCUGUUUGUUCAUCUGUUAGUACGAAAACAUCGGAUGUAUUAUAUUAUUUCACCUGCAGCUGAACGCCUGGAUCGAUUCGAAUUUCUCCAUGGAAAUGGUUUCAUGUCGUCUAACUGUUUUCAAUAACAUUCAGCUGCACACUUUCAAGAAGGCCUGUGCCACCCCUUAUCCGAGUUGUGAGCAGAAUAAGAUUCUGUGGUUCUGGCCGAACAGUGAUCCGCAAUUCAAGGAUAUUUUGACGCAGAAAAGGCCUCCUUACGUCCCAGAGUUGGAUGAUCCAUCAUAUUCCUGUACAAUGGGGAUGAGAGAUUUGCCAUACGGGUAUGCCUUUUAAUCGUCUGCUUUAUUCCAUCUGUCGACGGGAAAUCAGCGUUAGCUUGACUUGGAAAUGCUACCCACUCUUGGUUUCCUCUAAGAAUCGAGUCUUUUCCGAACCUUUGGGAGAAACGUUCAUCAUUCGAUAAUUUUAAACUUCUUCUAGUUAUAUUUCUGCGCCAUAAUUGACUUUUGUUUAAUAUGGACUCAAAGCUCAACUUUGAGGAAAAAGAUAGAUCGACUACAGCUCAUUAGAAGUAUCCAUUCUUUGAUUUAGUUCAUAUAUUCUUUGAUCGGAGCAAUGGAGGAUACACGUUACACCACAGUUUUGAAUCAGUGAGUGAUUAUCUUAUAGGUUCGAAAUCCAAUUCGCUUAUAAUCACCAUGAGGUAUAACCCAGAGCAGCGAGUUCUAACAAGUUGUUAAGAAUGCAUUUUUUUUUUUUCUUAUGAAGACCACAGCAUCCGUUCUCUUUACCAUCAUUAUUAGUAAAGACUUGGGGUUAUUCUCACUAGCGAAGACUCCUGUGGCAAAACUGUUGAGAGAUACUUAUAUGGGAUCAUAGAAUGGAAGGGAUAAAAUCCUCAGAAAGAUGAAAAUAAGAAGGCAUUUAUUUGAAAUUGUGUACAAUAGAGGCCAGAUAAUCUUUAGUGACACUGUCAUAUGUUCUUUGUUCAAACUAUUUAACCGAGUUUGCAGGGGAUGAUAUCAUUUUUCAGGCUCUAUGUUAACCGCUGGUUUUUUUUGACAUUUACUAGUUUUGUUGGAGAAGUGCAGAAAAUUCUUGAAUUAUGUUCUCUGUUCAAGGUUCUCAGAAAUUUGAAGUGUUCCUGUAUUUUAUCUUUAUUGUAUCUCUUGUAAUAUAGGACGGGGGGAACGAAAUUUGCCAAACAAGGUUUCAGCCAUUGAACUAUGAUUUUGGUUUUACAUUCAAUCAAGAUGAGGGAAACUCUGUCUUAGUUUGCAGGCCGGUGUAGGUGAGUUAUAUCUUCCUGAAUUAUCAAAGAAAACCGGCAUAGGAUAAAGAGGGAAGUCAAAAAAUUUGACAUCAACUAUGUUUUUUAUACUUAGAUUCAAUGAAUAUGAGUGAAAAAAAAAUUUCUUUCAAAUUGAAAGCUGGGUGGAACGAUAUGUAUUCUUCAUCAAAAUAUCACAGAUUCUCAUUAGAAUACCAGAAAAAUGUUUCCUGGUUUAAAUCGAACACUUGUAGGUACUAUCCAUAUUCUUCCAUAAAGUAUCAUAAAAUUAUCUAUGUUGUAGUUUUUUAAUUCUUCCUUCUGUAGCUUUUUUGUUAAUACUUUAUUAUUUUAUUGUUUAAAUUUUUUUAUGCUUUGCUGCAUCCGUUUUAUUUUUUGUGCUCCUGUACACGUUUUAGAUGAUAUCUGGCACUGCCUCAAGGUAAGCUAAGGAGAAUCAUUGAAUUGGUGCAGAAGGAAUAUUCAUCUUAGCAUAGAUGCGAAAAUAUUCUUACAAAUGACAAGGACAAAACACUACCAAAUUAGUGAUUACUUGGAACAGGCUCUUGUUGAUUAUGUUGGCUGGGAAUCUUAAAAGAUUAUACAUGGCUCCCCAUUGUGGGUAUUGAACGAGAGAAUUGUACCUCACUAUGGUUUUUUCAUAUACCUAGACGUGCCAUUGUGCUGAAAUCUUGUUACAGAACCAUCCGUUCGUGGAAGUUAGUAUUGAUUAACUGUACUUUCUUUCAAGUAUCAACAUACAAUGCCAAACCACCAAAUCUCUUUUAGAGGUUAUAAUACUCAAUGUUCUUUUUUUGAUGUCCCAGUUAUGAAGUUUUGGUAGAAAAUCUCAUGGAUCCUGCUCAUGUUCCUUAUGCACACUACAGAAUAAUGAGGAUACCAAAAGCGUCAAAGAACCUUACGAGGUAUGCAAUUUUCAUGUUAAAUCCUCUGAGUUCUCAUGAUUUAAAUCUGUACUGUUAUGCUGUAUUGUUCCUCUUCUUCCUUAGAGACAAACCAAGAUGAUGACUCACGCAAUAUGAGUUAUUUUCAAUACCCGUAUUUCUUCUCGAUGCCCGACAAAUCUUGUCGUUUUCCUAUUUUGUACACUAAACUGAUUGAUUUUUUUCAUCAUCAGAGAUCGAGAAGGGGGUGUUCCUCUGGAUAUAAAAGUAGUGAAACAUAACCUUUCUGGAUUCACAGCAAGCCAAGAGGGACGUUACAGCGAUUUUGUAGCACCAGUUCUGUUUCGUUUUCUUCCUGACUUGAGUUCAAUUGGUAACCUUGAGAUGCUUAAAGUAACUGAAGAGGUUUGAAUUGUUUUUUUUUCAACUGUAAAUUCCCUUUUUGGGACAAUUUUCGGGAUGUUGACAUUCUUAUUUCUGCGUUUUCAACUUAGGAACGAUCUGCUAGUUUGCAGCCAAAGAAACGGAGAUUUCUUCUGGUAUUUAUUUGUAUACCAGUUAGUUUGGGCAGAAGUCGGCUGAUUUGGGUGUUCCCUAGAAAUUUUGCUGUCUGGAUUGACAGGAUUAUACCUCGAUGGGUUUUCCACAUUGGCCAAAAUCUCAUUAUAGACUCAGAUCUGAAUCUCCUUCACUUGGAGGUAAUCCUCGUUGAUAUUGAUUGAAAACUUGUAGAAAUCCCGUUUCAGCAUUCGUGAUCAUUAUUUAAACAACAGAUUACUGGAUUUUUUAUGGUAUCCAUUGAUUAGCUUCUUCUUUUUUCUAUGAUAGUGAUGUCAGUGACUUCAAUCGAUCACGUAGAUGAUAUAUCAUGUGCACUUCAGCUGUGUGUUGCACCUUAUUAUCUGGUCAAAGAAAAUAACGUUCUUAAAUGGCAGAGUGGUGGAGGUUAACUACUGCAAAUUCUAUUACUUCAGCGAUAUAAAAUGAAUUGUAUAUUUGCGUUUUACUGUACAAAUAUGUAUCUUUGUCUUUGACAUGGUCCUCAGAAUAUGAUUAUUUUCUUUUCAUGGACUGGGGGUGUUUCUGGUCACAAAGUGUGGGAACCAAAGAUUGAUCUGCUCCUCCUUUCUAACUAUCAUACUAACAUAUCAGUGGUCUAAUUAUAUUUCCCCUUUAAUUAAUUUCUAUGUUCUCUGUGACCAAAAAUCUAACAAAUAGAAUCUACCACUUCACUGGAUCUGCUACUAGAUCUUGUCUAACAUCCUUGAGUAAGUAAUACACGAAGUUAUUUCAACAUGUUAUAAAAACUUGAUUUAUUCUCUCACUAGGCGCCAAGCAAAGCCGAAUAGGAAAGGGGGACGAGCUGAUUGAUGAGUGCCUUUUCUUUAGUCAUCAAUAGGAAGAGGGUCUCAUGUGGAGCUAAGAUGGCUGUCGCGUCUUUUUAGGAAAAUUAGCAUUGAUCGAGAAAAAAGUUCGUCUCUUCCAUUGUUUCACUCUUUUCCGAAUGCAGAUGCGUUAUUUAGUCAGAUCACGCUAUCCAAUUGUUCUGGAUUUUUUCUCAAUAAAUGUUGAAGUUUUUUCAUUUUUCUUUCAUAGGUACUGUGAUUAAUCAAUGAUAUGGGGAUGAAAAAUGAUUGACUCUUGUUUUUUUUCUUUCUGACGAAUAUCUUAGGAACGUAAGAUUGCAGAAUCCGGCAUUUCUAAUUGGCAGAGGGCCUGCUUUGUACCAACAAAGUCAGAUGCACUUGUCGUCGCCUUCAGGAAAUGGUUGAAGAAGUAUUCGAACAAUCAAGUCAAUUGGGGACCGAAGUCCAACUUGCAGCUUCCACCAACCCCACCAAGAGAACAGCUUAUGGACAGGUAAAAGUCCUUACGCCUAUGAAAUCUAUGCACACUUCCAUUAUUAAGGCUCUGUAAUGAAUCUGCAACCUCAAUAGGGCACAGCCUGGUGAAGUAGUAUGAACAUAGCUAACAGAGCGUUGGCCAUCAUGGUUUUUUCAUUUCUUAAGCAUCGGUUCUGAGUCUCAUGGCAGAAUUUGAUGACCUUGUUUGCUUAGAGCAUUCCCAAAGUCGUACCUUUCCUCUCUGGGUGUCCCUCUGAAUGAUCUCGUCUGCCCUAAAAUUUGACAUUUUACAACCAAUCCCCUCUGGCCUUCUCUCAGGUACUGGUCACAUACUGUGCAAUGCAGCAGCUGCCGUGGGGCGCUCAAGGGCCUGAGAAUCCUUGAGGCUUCUCUGCAGAUCGCCUCGGUGGCUCUGAUCGCAGGGCUCGCCGUCAUGAAGCAGAGCUUCCUGUCGGCAGCGACAGCUCGUAGCGGGCUUUUCUGCGUGGCAGUCCUCUGCUUCGUUGCAUCCAGGUGGCUGUCGCACUUCAUCCACAAGAACUUCUAUUACCACGACUACAGCCACGCUCUGAGAUGA
Messenger RNA from Spirodela intermedia, 5196 nucleotides. The record is from the annotation of a GenBank genome assembly. Lineage: Eukaryota; Viridiplantae; Streptophyta; Magnoliopsida; Alismatales; Araceae.